AAAUUCAAAGAGCGCGUCCACUCGCGUACUGUUUGACUCUCAGCGUACGCCGUAGUUUAGAAUUGAUCUACGUAAUCGACAUGGCGGCCGCCUUGAGAAGUCUUUCAGUGUUGAGACCCCUCAUUUCUGUGGCUCAGAGAAGUACAUGCAACUUUUGGCAGAGUGCUUGUAAGUUUUCUACUUUGAAUGUUGGCUGUCAUCAUAGAACUGCAAUUCAGCACUCAUUUCAGCCAUCAAUGACAGUUUCAGAUCAUUUGAAAUGUUCACCCAGCAUUUUUCCAAGUGUUGUUCCUCUGCUUCCAAAUCUUCUUCAGCAGCCAUCCAGGCAUCUUACCUACUACAGCCUACGUAAAGGGAAGAGGAAAUCUGUGAAGGCUGUUGUCAAGAGGUUCCUAAGGCUGCACUGUGGCCUUUGGCUGAGAAGAAAGGCUGGCUACAAGAAGAAACUUUGGAAGAAAAAACCUGCUCACAAGAGGCGGCUACAGCAGCAUGUGUUUUGUAACAAAACACAAAGUAAAUUGCUGGACAAAAUGACCACAUCUUUCUGGAAGAGGAGGAACUGGUUUGCUAAUGACCCCUACCUUAAAUACCAUGAUCGCCCUCAGCUGAAGGUUUAAAUGGCUUUGGUUCUUUUGAUAGUAUUCUCAGCAAAAACAGUGAUUUAUAUAAUCCCUUAAUAAAAAGGAACUUACUGUGUAUUUAGUUGUGGAUAUUUGCUGAAAAAUUUGAAUCUGCCAUUUGAAACAACAUUGCAUAACUAAAUCAAAAAAGAUUGAAAUAGUACAUUUUACUGCAAUGAUUCUUUACAUUCCCACAAAAGGGUCACUCUGGGACUCCUAAGAAACCUAGUCACACUGAAGUGGGUUUAUCAGCUAGACAUUUGUAAUUCUUGAAGUGUAAUAAAGUUACCAUUGUAUAUAG
Messenger RNA from Polypterus senegalus (gray bichir), 921 nucleotides. RefSeq names its product mitochondrial ribosomal protein L35 (gene mrpl35). Gene Ontology annotation, molecular function: structural constituent of ribosome. The transcript has 4 exons. The record is from RefSeq and is a predicted model, not a curated record. Bases 81 to 617 code for a protein of 178 amino acids. Lineage: Eukaryota; Metazoa; Chordata; Cladistia; Polypteriformes; Polypteridae. Gene Ontology annotation, cellular component: mitochondrion; ribosome. Gene Ontology annotation, biological process: translation.